Molecule: messenger RNA, 609 nt
Organism: Aspergillus alliaceus
Lineage: Eukaryota; Fungi; Ascomycota; Eurotiomycetes; Eurotiales; Aspergillaceae
Exons: 3
Coding region: 1-609 (202 amino acids)
Molecular function (GO): metallopeptidase activity
Source: RefSeq, a predicted model, not a curated record
AUGGUUUUAAACACUCCAAGCACCAAGGAGAUUCUUCUCCAAGAGACAGAAGAACGCCUCGGACCGGAAGCCCUAGAUACAAUCGACGAAGCAAGCAUCAUCUCAGAACCGCCGCCACCCGGCACAGGAGCUCUCACCGCCAUACCAGUAUGCAUUACUCAAAAGCCCACGCCUAAGAACCUGAAGCGUGAACCGGCCGCCAUAGUGGUUGGCCCGGAGUUCGAAGUCCCGCGCUGGAAGCCCGAAGAUGCCGAGUACAUGGCAUCGCACAUGCACAAGGUCGCCGAGGAGUGGAACAAGGGAGGUGUCCGCGUCACGUUUAAAGACGUCCCUCUCACCAAGGACGCUAACUUUGUCCAGGUCUAUACUUAUGCCUUUUCGCCUGCCUAUAAGAGACAUAUGUGGAGUGUGUUCGCGCAUGAGCUGGGACAUGUGCUGGGGUUGGGACACGAGUUUGCCCUGGCUCCUAAUGAGCUCUCGGUAAUGAACUAUCGAAGGGAGCCCCCUAUGAUCCAGCAAUCGGACAUUGACGGUACGAAGAUAUUCUAUAAUCCUCCCGUAGGCACUAUCCUUGGUAAGACUCCGAUUGUCGAUUACAUACCGAUGUAA